Messenger RNA from Sordaria macrospora k-hell, 3018 nucleotides. RefSeq lists its product as uncharacterized. Lineage: Eukaryota; Fungi; Ascomycota; Sordariomycetes; Sordariales; Sordariaceae. The record is from RefSeq and is a predicted model, not a curated record. Gene Ontology annotation, molecular function: protein binding.
AUGAACCCGCACGAGAACGGUCAUGCGUCGCCCGCCGCGAAGCCUCACAGAACCUUCUUGAGCUUGCCGUCAGAGAUCCAAAAGGACAUCAUCAGCCACUGUUCCCAGCCCGACCUCAUCUGCCUCGCCCUUGCCUCCAAACAGUGCCGAGAACUGGCCGCUUCCCAGCUGUAUCGCCAGUUCCACAUCGUUUUCCCCGACGAGGAUGACCCGUCGUUCGACUCCCCCAUCGAUGGUCUGGCUGGUGGGCUGGAUACCUUUGCGACGAGCGACUACAACUAUGCGCAACAUCUCAGAGAUCUUUCUCUCGACACCCUUAGUGCCGGUAACAAGGGGGAAGCUGCUUACAGGCCCUACCUCUUCAACAACAGCUGCGGAAAGUUUAUGAACACUCUUCUGCUCCUCACUCUGCGCAAGGCGAAUAAACUCGAGACUUUCAAGUGGAAUAUCCGCGUCGAGCUUAGCCGUCCCGUAUACGCCGUGCUACACCAUAUCGAGACCCUCGCAAACGUGCACAUACGCAUGCAGGCAGGAGCGUCUCUCUAUGAAAGGCCGCCUCCGCUCCCUCAUACCCUUCUCGGUCACCCACUAUUGCUCACUGCCCCCGGCCAGCCGACGCAACAAUUCUGGACGACUCAAAGCCCUCAUCCGCCCCCGCCUCCUCCGCAGCAGGGUAUAGACUUUGGGACACCGAUCGCGAACGGCGGCAACACAACCUUUUACUUGGUUCAGAGUCCACAACCCCCUCAUCCACAUGCUUUCACUCAACAGCCUUCUCAUCCACAGGCUUUCCCUCAGCAGCAUCACCAUCAUCACCAUCAUCACCCUCCCGCUCCCAAGCCCCCCUCCAAAACAAAAGCGCAGAAGCGACCUCAGGUCCUCACGGAUCCCCCAACCAUAUCGGGGUUCAAAAGGCUCAAGAGCCUUGCCGUUCUCGAUAUCGACACCCUUGAUAUUGUGACAGAAAUCAAGACCUGUGUUAGAAACUCGGCCGGAACCUUGACCAAGCUGAAACUGUCCUUUUCGGACUCUCUUGCAUCCCAGGCUCGGAGGCCGCCGGCACCGGAAGUCGUUACCGACGAUAGUGACGAGGAGCAAUCCAUCUGGUCCAAUCCUGGCCUGGACCCAAAUCUGCAAUCGAGUGAUGCGGUCGAGAGCACGGGAGCAAAAGCACAUCGGGCGCAAGAGGAAAAGAAGGCACAGGAGUCCGUUUUGGGGCGCAUUUUCGAUGUCGAACACUAUGUUGUCAAGAAACCACAAAAGAAGAUCAAGGCAAAAGAAAAGACACCUGAUGAGGCAUCGAGCUCGGACCCUGGCCAGAGCUUCAUUCAAAAUGUGAUGAAAGCGGCAGAGGUUCUUAUGAAGAAGAAGGAUGACACGCGACGGGAUGCUCUUGAUAUCAUCGAAACUGCCGCCAUUGCUUAUGUCGCUUCCCUAAAGACCAAGGAGAACGGGACCACGCCUGAAAAUUUCGGUCCUCAGUCCGCUCAGAGCAAGGCCAAGACAGAAGGGGAAUCAAGUACUGCAGGAUUAGGAAGCAGUUCCACGGGUCCCUCUGUUCCUCCUACCCGACCUAAAAGGGAAGGUGAUGAUCUCAUCGAGGAAGACAUCGAAAUUGAAGAGCCUGAGGAAGAACUCGACCUCGAUCCAGGAACUCCACCUUCUCAAAGUGAGAAAACAGAGACUGUACCCGAAUCAUCAUCUUCGCAAGCGUUGUCGUCGGCAACAGGCGGCCUUGACCCCGCUUCUGUCGAGAAAGCCGUAGCUAACUUGGUAGCGCAAAAGGUUAACUAUCAAACUUUGAUCAAAAAACUUCAGAUGUAUGAGGCACGAGCUAACAACCUUCGUAAGGAAACCGAAGAACUGCGCGAGCAUGACGGGCCAAUCGAUCGCGAACGCAUCGCUAGAACCGAGAGGGAGAUUACAGAGCUGAGCAACGGGAUCGAAAAGGCUAGGUCCGAGAUCAGCGUGGUCGAGGCUGAGGUGUCUGAUUCGCAAAAGGAAAUCAAUGCUCUUCGCAACUCGGAUAACGUUGAGUCCCAACGUCAGCGGAGGAGUGAAUACGCACGAGCGACAAGGGGUUUGCCUCUUCAGUCACUCGGCAUCUAUCUGGUUCCGGUCAAGGCUUCUGUCCUGUCGAAGGCGCUGGACGUCCGCAUGCUCACUCGCAUUACUCUCCUCAAUGUUGGGCCUCAAGCACCAAUUUGGGCUUACCUGAAGAGCCAGAAUGAGGAAAGCCCUCUCCCGCUGUGCAAGAUCUUCACUGAUAAUAUCACGGCAAAUUUCUUGCAAUUAGUCUCCCAACUAAAACAGGUAACGGAGCUGUUCAUGCUUGAGAGAGAGGCCAAACACAAGCCUGAAAGCUUCGCCUCUCAGACGAUCAUAGAUAUCGAUGACAUUCGACGACUGGCACUCAGAAAGCACAUGCCUCGUCUGCGGAAGCUCAUGAUCAAGAACCAGGCCAGUACAGCAUGGGAUUUGAACACCGACACAAUCAUGCUAGUGUGCCGGCGUGGCAAAAACAUCGAAGAGCUUUCCUGCAGCAUGAGUCUGCGGUCCUUGCAUACCUUCAAUCAAAACGUGCGCUUUCUCACCAACCUUCACGCCCUUCACAUCAUCUGUCUCCGUUGCGAUGACCUGUGUCCAUCCCUUUUGACAGAAGGGAAGGAGUUUUUGAUCGACAACCUCACGCAGUUUCCUUUCAAGAACCUCGAAUGGAUUUCGGUCAGCGAAGGCAACUGCGUGAACCAUAUCAAGUUCCACGAGCCGCCGUCGCUGGAAGAGAGGAGGAGGAGACUGGCGGCCAAAAAGGCUAAGGCUAAGGGCAAGGCCAAGGCCACCACGACGACGGCAACCACCAGUAACGGAACAUCAAGCAACAUCACCCAAUACCCAGAAUUUCCUCCCCCGGAAAUCUGGGAUGGUCAAACUAGUACUGAUGACGAGUAUGGGGGUGGCGAGUGGGCGCCUAGGUCACACAAACUUUUUGAGAAGCUGGGGGACUAUGCGCUUCUAUGA